Molecule: messenger RNA, 1005 nt
Organism: Vigna radiata var. radiata (mung bean)
Lineage: Eukaryota; Viridiplantae; Streptophyta; Magnoliopsida; Fabales; Fabaceae
Product: adenine phosphoribosyltransferase 1
Exons: 7
Coding region: 73-801 (242 amino acids)
Biological process (GO): adenine salvage
Cellular component (GO): cytoplasm; cytosol
Molecular function (GO): adenine phosphoribosyltransferase activity
Source: RefSeq, a predicted model, not a curated record
UUAAUUAUUUUUUGUGGGUUAUUUUUAAUUUUGUGGAAAUGGAAAAGUGACAAGUGAGGAGGCAAGAAGAGAAUGCGGGUUGCGAAUUGCUCCAUUUCGUGGUCGUUUGGGUCAGCCGUCACUGCCGCUUUCCCCUCUUUCCCUUCUUCUAGAUUCCCUCCGCUCCUCCCUUUCUCACUCCCUUCUUCCAACCCUCCGUCCACCGUCCUCCGCCGUUCCACUUCUUCCGCUAGACGAGUGACCGGAAUGGCUCUGAAAAACGCUAAAGAUGAACAAGACCCGCGCUUGGAGAGAAUCUCCUCUGCAAUCCGAGUCAUCCCUGAUUUUCCCAAGCCAGGAAUUUUGUUUCAGGACAUAACCACGCUGCUUCUUGAUCCCAAGGCUUUCAAAGACACCAUCGAUCUUUUUGUUGAGAGGUACAGAGAUCAAAAUAUCAAUGUUGUCGCAGGUGUUGAAGCAAGAGGCUUUAUAUUUGGUCCACCCAUUGCAUUAGCUAUUGGAGCAAAAUUUGUCCCCAUGAGGAAACCCAAUAAAUUGCCAGGGGAGGUUAUAUCAGAAGAGUAUUCUUUGGAGUAUGGAAAAGACAAAAUGGAGAUGCAUGUAGGGGCUGUACAACCUGGAGAACGGGCCUUAGUCAUAGAUGAUCUUAUUGCCACUGGGGGAACGUUAGAUGCUGCAAUUAAGCUACUAGAACGUGUUGGGGUUCAUGUUGUGGAGUGUGCUUGUCUGAUUGAAUUACCAGAGCUGAAGGGGCGAGAUAGGCUGGGAAACAAGCCGCUAUUUGUCUUAGUGAAAGUAUGAUCUUUUUCCUGGUGAUUGUGUUUAGUUAUGACCAUUUGAUCUGGCUCUUAUUAGGAGCUUUAUUGAUGACUGCUUAGAUUUUCUUAAGAUAUAUUUUGAUGGGAUAUGCAGCAGAAUCCUUUGUUGUUUCUGCGAGUAGUUCUGCUCUAUUAUUAUUAUUAUCAUUAUUUAUUAUUAUUAUUAUUAUUACUAUUAUUAUCAUCA